Molecule: messenger RNA, 1428 nt
Organism: Heterocephalus glaber (naked mole-rat)
Lineage: Eukaryota; Metazoa; Chordata; Mammalia; Rodentia; Bathyergidae
Source: RefSeq, a predicted model, not a curated record
UCAAUUGCAUUCCGAGCAAGGGGAAAGACCAGUUAUUGGGGAGGAGGAAAAAGUGAUUGGGAGCCUGACCCCAUCCAGGAAAUGUGACUAACCAGCACAAGCUGCCGGGGAGCCUGCCGCGGCCGGGACGGGACCAUGCAGUGACGGGAUCUACCCGUUGGGGACAGGACGGACAGAAGGGCGAGGGUACAGCUGGGACCAGCAAGAUUGGGUCACUGUCAGGCAUCUUAAAGAUCUGGAGGCAGCAUGUACACACCCAUCCCCCACAGCGGCUCCCCAUUCCCAGCCUCCGUGCAGGCUCCCGGCCUGCACAUAUGGCGGGUGGAGAAGCUGAAGCCGGUGCCCGUGGGCCCUGAGAACCAGGGGAUUUUCUUUUCUGGGGACUCCUACCUGGUGCUGCACAACGGCCCGGAAGAGCUGUCGCACCUGCACCUGUGGAUAGGCCAGCAGUCGUCCCGCGAUGAGCAGGGGGCCUGCGCCGUGCUGGCCGUGCACCUCAACACGCUGCUUGGAGAACGGCCUGUGCAGCACCGCGAGGUGCAGGGCAACGAGUCCGACCUCUUCAUGAGCUACUUCCCGAGAGGCCUCAAGUACCAGGAGGGUGGCGUGGAGUCGGCGUUUCACAAGACCUCGAGGGGGACAGCCCCAGCUGCCAUCAAGAAACUCUACCAAGUGAAGGGGAAGAAGAACAUCCGGGCCACUGAGCGGGCGCUGAGCUGGGACAGCUUCAACACCGGGGACUGCUUCAUCCUGGACCUGGGCCAGAACAUCUUCACCUGGUGUGGGGGGACGUCCAACAUCCUGGAGCGCAACAAGGCAAGGGACUUGGCCCUAGCCAUCCGGGACAGUGAGCGGCAGGGCAAGGCCCAGGUGGAGAUCGUCACUGAUGGAGAGGAGCCUGCAGAGAUGAUCCAGGUUCUGGGCCCCAAGCCUGCUCUGAAGGAGGGCAACCCUGAGGAGGACCUCACAGCCGACCAGACCAAUGCCCAGGCCGUGGCUCUGUACAAGGUCUCCGAUGCCACCGGACAGAUGAACCUGACCAAGGUGGCCCACUCCAGCCCCUUUGCCCCCGAGCUGCUGAUACCCGACGACUGCUUCGUGCUGGACAACGGGCUCUGUGGCAAAAUCUACAUCUGGAAGGGGCGAAAAGCUAAUGAAAAGGAGCGGCAGGCUGCCCUCCAAGUGGCUGAGGACUUCAUCUCCCGAAUGCAGUAUGCCCCCAACACUCAGGAUCCCCCACCUUUCCAUAGCCUAGAGGGAACGAACUUCUCAUCAGCAACACAGGCGAUGCCGGACAAGGACACUGUUCACCGUAACAUCUCCCUGAAGCUCAGUGGGCUCAGGCCCGAUCCAGAUCCAGACAGAUGUCAUCGUCUUUGGAUUGGGGAAAGAGACCUUAGGUCACACAGGUAAAAUGAGAACACUGAA